CUGUUUGUUUCCUUCUUUAACCUCUUCGAUCAUGUCCUGGCAAGCUUAUACAGAUAACUUAAUUGCCACUGGCAAAAUUGACAAGGCUGCGUUAUAUUCGAGAGCCGGUGAUUCAUUGUGGGCCCAAAGCUCUGGGUUCCAAUUGGAUCAGAAAGAAAUCUUCGAACUCGCUAGAGGAUUCGAUGAUCCUUCCCAAUUACAAGCCACUGGUUUACACGUUUUGGGCGUCAAAUACUUCUUGUUGAGAGCUGAUGAAAGAUCCAUCUACGGUAGACAAGACACCCAGGGAGUUAUUUGUGUUAGAACCAAACAAACCAUUUUGCUUGCCCAUUAUCCUCCCACCACUGUGGCCGGAGACGCCACCGCAGUGGUGGAGAAGUUGGCAGACUACUUGAUCAGUGUUGGCUAUUAACUAAAUAGUUUUAAUUUACGUAUACUU
Messenger RNA from Yamadazyma tenuis ATCC 10573, 439 nucleotides. NCBI's taxonomy places the organism in Eukaryota, Fungi, Ascomycota, Pichiomycetes, Serinales, Debaryomycetaceae. The record is from RefSeq and is a predicted model, not a curated record.